Molecule: messenger RNA, 1244 nt
Organism: Paramecium sonneborni
Lineage: Eukaryota; Ciliophora; Oligohymenophorea; Peniculida; Parameciidae
Source: the annotation of a GenBank genome assembly
AUGAUAUUAAUCAUCGUCUUAGUAUAUACAACUCAUCAGGCUAUUAUUUAUUAAUUUGAUGCAAACUCUAAUGCAAAUAGAGACUGUAUUUAUAUAAUUUACUAUUCUAUAUUAGAGUGGCAAGAUUCUUUACUUAAUUAUUAAUUCAUUACUUGUGGUACGAUCAAAUAUUUUGGAAAAUCUGUUGAUGGUGGAAAUGGGAUUAGCAGAGCAUUUUUAGAUCUAGAACCUCAUUCUCAUAUUAUUGUGGACGCAGAAUUUGUUACGUAAUUAUAUAGUUAAUUAAAAAGUAUUGAUAACAAUCAGCAACCUUCUGUUUAAAUAGAUUCUUAAUGGAUUACUUAUUCAUCAGUGUUAUAAUCUUAAUCUGAAGCUUGUGGAACUCUACAUAAACGUACAAUAUCUAUAACUCGGAAACAUAACAGGAGAUCUUUGUGGAUAUAUUUUGAAUACAAUUAUAAAGGAGGAUUAAUAUCAUUCAAAUUGAGUAUUAAUAAAUGUUAAUAUGGAUGUGCUGGAUGCAUUGAGAAUUAUAGUAUAUUUUGUUUAUAAUGGAAACUGCAUUAGUAUUCAUUAAAUCAAAAUUAACUCACAAAUUCUGAUGGAUGGACUUUUGGAUCAUUUAAUUAAUUUUAUAUUUAUUUAAGGUCUGCACAUUGCAGAUUUCACAGCUUUUCAGAGAUUAACUAUUCUACUCAGCUACCUCCUCAUUCAGAUGUAUUAAUAAGGUUUUUUAAGAAUGAUUAUAAUACCAUAAUAGUGAACUAUUUAUAUGGUUAAUAAACAAUAAAUUCUGCAGAAUAAUAAAUAGAAAUAUUUAUAAAAAAUCAUUAUGAUCCUUAAUUAAGUUUAAAUAUUAAAACCCAAUCAGGUACAGCUGAAAUAAGAGAUAUUGAAGUAUUUUACAAUAAACUAGAGAAAAUUUUUAUUUAAUUUUAAUUCAAUGAAGGUUGUUUAGAGUAACUAGAUGAUAAAUGUUUGAUUUGUCAAAAGGGUUGGAUUUUAAAUUAAUAAUUAAAAAAAUGUCAUUUAAUUUCUGGUGGUCAAAAUAUUCAAGCCUAAUAAGUAUAUGAUAAAAGCUUUUGUUAAACUUUUUAAUUUGGAAUUGUUUAGCAAUAUUAAAAUGGAAUUUACUCUUAGUGCGCAUUGAAGAUAAACAGUUUUAAUGAAGGUUGUUUAGAGUAACUAGAUGAUAAAUGUUUGAUUUGCCAAAAAGGUUGGAUUUUAGAUGAAUUAUUCGAAAA